Messenger RNA from Vitis vinifera (wine grape), 1438 nucleotides. Its product is annotated as triosephosphate isomerase, chloroplastic. Gene Ontology annotation, biological process: glyceraldehyde-3-phosphate biosynthetic process; glycolytic process; gluconeogenesis. Gene Ontology annotation, cellular component: cytosol. The transcript has 9 exons. Bases 172 to 1146 code for a protein of 324 amino acids. The record is from RefSeq and is a predicted model, not a curated record. Gene Ontology annotation, molecular function: triose-phosphate isomerase activity. NCBI's taxonomy places the organism in Eukaryota, Viridiplantae, Streptophyta, Magnoliopsida, Vitales, Vitaceae.
UGCAUUAUUUUUUAGAAAGUUCAUAUGCCGUAAGGUGCAGUACACGCGCUAUAUGUAGGCAUGAGUCAGUAAUUUCAUCGGUCCAAACCCACAAAAACCUCAUCAUAAAACAGGCGGCUAGACGUCCAAGGAGAAGCAGAAGCAGAAGCUAAGCUAGCCAGAAACUAGGCGAUGGCGGCAGUGACCUCAACAUCACUCGCAUCUCAAUUGUCGACCCCCAAGGCCACAACUCCCUCCUAUUCCUAUUCCUCCGCCACUCAAUUUUCAGGCCUCCGCCGAUCCUUCUCCAACCUCGACCACUCUCCCCAGCCUUUCUUCUCUUCCAAUCUCCGAAUCUCCUCCUCUCCCCGCAAGCCCUGCAGAGGCAUCGUCGCCAUGGCCGGCUCGGGAAAAUUCUUUGUCGGAGGAAAUUGGAAGUGUAAUGGGACAAAAGACUCCAUCAGUAAGCUUGUUUCUGACUUGAACAGUGCAAAAUUGGAGGCUGAUGUCGAUGUUGUUGUAGCACCUCCAUUUGUUUACCUUGACCAGGUAAAGAAUUCAUUAACAGAUCGGAUUGAGAUAUCUGCUCAGAACUCUUGGGUUGGGAAAGGUGGUGCUUUCACAGGAGAAAUCAGUGUGGAACAAUUGAAAGAUAUUGGCUGCAACUGGGUUAUCCUUGGGCACUCUGAGAGGAGACAUGUUAUUGGUGAAGAUGAUCAGUUCAUAGGAAAGAAAGCUGCUUAUGCCUUGAGCCAGGGUCUUAAAGUAAUAGCUUGUAUUGGAGAACUGUUACAAGAAAGGGAAGCAGGAAAAACUUUUGAUGUCUGUUUUCAGCAAAUGAAGGCUUUUGCAGAUGCUGUACCCAGUUGGGAUGAUGUAGUUAUUGCAUAUGAGCCGGUUUGGGCUAUUGGAACUGGUAAAGUGGCCACACCCCUGCAGGCACAGGAAGUACACAUAGCUGUUCGUGAUUGGCUUAAAAAGAAUGUCUCAGCUGAAGUUGCUUCUAAAACACGAAUUAUUUAUGGAGGUUCAGUGAAUGGGAGCAAUUGUUCAGAGCUCGCCAAACAAGAGGAUAUUGAUGGAUUUCUUGUUGGCGGUGCUUCCUUAAAGGGUCCUGAAUUUGCUGUGAUUGUCAAUUCUGUAACAUCCAAGAAAGUUGCUGCUUGAUCACUCACACUGGUUUUUGCACUGGAAGAAAAUAAAAGGCCGAGAGGAGUUUCUUCAGCUUCAAGCAUAAUAUAAUCAAGCUAUGAGCCAGCUAGUUAUGUUGGGAUUUUGAUCAUUUUCCAGUUUUUUUGGCCUUCUAGGACUUACUCAUUUUUAAUGAGUUAAAACUUCUUGUGGUGGAAACCAGACCAGUGUAAGUCAUUUUAAUGGCAUAGUGCAUUUUCUAGAUAAAGGAGUCUGUGUUGAAGAAUUUGAAAUUCAUAAUCUCAUAUUAAUGAUAAGCUUUUAAUUA